Molecule: messenger RNA, 1170 nt
Organism: Phaeodactylum tricornutum CCAP 1055/1
Lineage: Eukaryota; Bacillariophyta; Bacillariophyceae; Surirellales; Neidiaceae
Exons: 1
Coding region: 1-1170 (389 amino acids)
Biological process (GO): cellular response to hypoxia
Molecular function (GO): L-ascorbic acid binding; ferrous iron binding; peptidyl-proline dioxygenase activity
Source: RefSeq, a predicted model, not a curated record
AUGAAAAUCGCAUCGGCCAAUGGCUUACAAGCACAAAAUCAGUCGAAAAGUCAAUCAUCAACAGAGAAGCCGUAUGCAACUUGUUCGAAUCCAAUAUUCGCGUCUUUGGACGUAGACGGCCUCAAGGCCACUAUUUGUGCGGGACAGGUAUAUCAGCAGCGCAAUUUUCUUUCGGAACUGCAAGUAUCCAGUCUUUUGCAAGAAGUAAAAGAACUGGAAGACGCCGGAGAAUUUGUCAGAUCUGGUCUUUCCAACACGGCCGAACGAGGAAACCAGCAAUUUGGAGAAUCCGACCGCAGUACCUGUAUCGUUCCAUGGUGGAUGGAUUUUAUACAUGGGAACGAACUACCCAUAACGAACAUUGUUGGGCCAAGUUUGCAUCAUCUGCGGCAAACGCUGGCUGAAAUCUUUGAUCGGCCCACCUUACUGGACUCAUCACUAGCCCAUGAGUGUUAUUUUUCUACGUCAGGCGUGGGCUCGUUUCUCCCGCGACACAUGGAUGAGCGCCACGAAGAGCUAAAGGGCCCCAAAGGAUGGAUACAGCCGUCCCGACGAUCAUUUACUUGGCUCAUUUACUUAAGCGAUGAUAACUGGACAUUGGAGGAAAAUGGUGGUGCAUUGCGAGCGUACCCCCAACAAAAGGUAUUGCGGUCGCACAAUCUAGGGUCUGCUCACAACGGGAACUUGCAGAUUGGAUGGUUACAGAGCAAAAACGGUUCCCAGCCCGUGUACAUGGAUAGCUGGUGUACAAUAGCAGGAGAUUCGGAGCCUCACUGUCUUUUGUAUAAAGUUUACGACGAAGAGCGCGUUGUUUUGACCAAACCUUGGAAGACAACGGCUAUUCUACAGGGAAUUUCCGUAUCAGAAUUCUUGCAAGAAUGGGCGAUCAAAGAUUCCAACGGGAUUGGCAAACCCGUUUUAUUUCUGCAUGAACAAGACGCGAAGCAGUUCAAUCUCCUCGAGGAUCGACGAAACUGGAAUUCAGGAAAGGAUCCGCAGGGUUCGUUUCCCUUCGAUGUGUCGCCCGAACGAGCGUUGCUACUAAUUUUUGAUUCGCUGUUGGUCCCUCAUCAAGUGGAAGCGGUUCGAAAAGGUCGACGGGUAGCCCUUGCCGGCUGGUUUCACGAAGCCACUCAGCCCAUUCCAGCAAGUUUGUACGUGGCGCAAUAG